This is a messenger RNA of Mucor mucedo, 2403 nucleotides long. RefSeq names its product kinase-like domain-containing protein. The transcript has 8 exons. The record is from RefSeq and is a predicted model, not a curated record. Gene Ontology annotation, molecular function: protein tyrosine kinase activity; protein serine/threonine kinase activity; ATP binding. Gene Ontology annotation, cellular component: cytoplasm; nucleus. The coding region runs from base 1 to 2403 and encodes 800 amino acids. NCBI's taxonomy places the organism in Eukaryota, Fungi, Mucoromycota, Mucoromycetes, Mucorales, Mucoraceae. Gene Ontology annotation, biological process: peptidyl-threonine phosphorylation; peptidyl-serine phosphorylation.
AUGAAUAGUUACAGUAGAAAUAAAAGUACUUAUUCUGCAGGUUUAGUAUCUGGCAACAUUUCCUCCAGUGAAACUCCUGUCACUGGAGGACAAAGAAAAUUACGUGAUUCUCAAUUUACCUUAUCUUCCGCUGAGAAUAACAGCAAUCUUAGUUUUCCUGGUAGGACCGUCAUCCAGGACGAAUCCGACGAGGACGACGACGAUGAGGAUAGCGACUGGGAUUUAGAACCCGAACUUGAAAUUGCCAAAGUCCAGCAAGCCUCAUUACUGCAUCGACGUAUCCCUUCACUUCGAAAGCAACCGCAGGUGGUGCCUGUUGUCAGUCAUAGCGCACCCAGUAAACCCAAAGGAUCGUCACCGUAUUAUUGCGAAGAAGUCGGACCUCAACUCGAUUUAGGUUAUCAAUGGCCUCAGGAUGUAUACCAGAAAUCACGAGGCUUUCGAAAGGUAUCACCCCGAGAUAAUCUAUCGAGACAACGCGAUAUUGAUCGCCGUUUACUGACAAACCGACACAAGUCCAAGAGUCGGUUGCUUUCAAUGACGGUAAAUCUAAAGGAAACAUUCAACACGAAUAAUCCUAAAUUCAAUUAUGACCAAGAAAAGAUCCCUAAACGAAUCUUGACAAAGCCAAGUAAACCGUUUCGAAAUGAAGGCAAUGAUAAUGAGAAUUUCGAUUAUAUCCUUAAAGUGAAUGAAGUCCUUGGCCAUGAUCCCAAUUUCAAGUAUAGAGUCAUUGAUAUUUUGGGUCAAGGCACCUUUGGUCAAGUGGUGAAAUGUGAACGUAUCUCAACAGGCGAAUUAUUUUCUGUUAAAGUCAUCAAGAACAAGAGUGCUUACAAGACCCAAAGUUGUAUGGAAAUCGAGAUUUUAAAAAAGUUGAAUACACAGUUAGAUCCAGAAGAUAAACACCAUAUAUUACGCUUACACCAUAUCUUUUCUCAUAAGAAUCACUUGUGUUUGGUAUUUGAGUUGCUUUCCUACAAUCUAUACGAUCUCAUUGGUCAUAAUCGAUAUAAGGGGUUUGCUCCCGAGAAAGUCAGAGCGUUUGCUGUGCAAAUCCUCGAUACCCUCUCUCUUUUAAAAGAGGCCAAAAUCAUCCAUUGUGAUCUCAAGCCUGAAAAUAUCCUACUCGAAAAUGAAAAAUCGCUGACGAUCAAGGUCAUUGAUUUCGGUUCGUCUUGUCACGAGGCUAAUCGAAUUUACACCUACAUCCAAUCUAGAUUCUAUCGGUCUCCCGAAGUGAUUCUGGGUAUGCGGUAUACGGGUGCCAUUGAUAUGUGGUCCUUUGGUUGCAUUGUGGCCGAAUUAUUCCUAGGCCUGCCUUUAUUUCCUGGAAGCUCUGAAUACAACCAACUCUUCCGUAUCGUCGAAAUGCUGGGCACACCUUCCAAGGACAUGUUGAGUAAAGGAAGAAACACAAACAAGUUUUUCAAUAAGAACAGUACGGGCUUUGACUCGUUUGAGUAUGAAUUAAAGAGUCGCGAACAGUAUAGUCACGAGAAUAGUAAAAAUGAGCUGCCUCGAAAAAAGUAUUUCCCACAGACACAACUCAAGGAUAUCAUCCUCAUGUACAAUAAUGGAAAACCCCAGUUGUCCAAAGAAGAAACCGAAAAGAGACGUUCUUCUGGCUCGGUGAACUAUUUGCGAGAAGAAGAAGAAAGACAGAAAGAAAUGGAAGCUAGGUUAUGUAUUCUUGAUUUUCUAUAUGGUGUGCUCGAAUUAAAUCCCUUGAAACGAUGGACACCUCAACAAGCACUUCAACAUCCAUUUAUCACACAGAAACCAUUUACAGGUCCAUUUAAACCCGAUGGCCAAAUCAAAUUUACUACCUCCAUUAGCAGUGCAUCCACAUUAGCUAAUUUCAAUCCAAAUGAAAAGCCCGUGCAUAGUGGAACUCGUAGAAGAGCUGAAUCGAUGAAUAAACCUGUGGCUCCCGAACAACUCCAAUUGAUCGCCAAAAAAAUCCAAUCUCCUAUUACCAAAUACCCCAAGGAACACGAUGGUUCUGACAAUGUCCAUCCUAAGCAGGCACCACCAUCGGAUGCCUACCGACAAAGAAAUACCCGGUCACAAGGAGAUUACAUUGGUUUAUUGCCGCCUGAGAUCCCUGUGGAAAAAAAGAAAGUGCUUCUGGAUGACAGAAAGGUCAAGAUUUCGCCUCAAAUUAAAGUCAGGACAGGGUCGCAUGAAUCCAUGCGUGUGCCUCCCAAUGACGGACAAACGGUACGUGGUGUGGAUGGCAAGUCGAAAUUCGGUAAUGUCAGAAAGUCGCAUGCAGGCGAAGCGGCGGGUGGGCUUCUCAUGAUGCGACAAAAGGAUAAUGAUGAUAUGGCGAAGCAACAAGUUGUACAGAAUGGUAAAAGGUCGAUGGCAGGUGCAUUUAAACGACGUUCACUUAAAUAA